Selaginella moellendorffii is the source of this 1618-nucleotide messenger RNA. RefSeq lists its product as uncharacterized. Lineage: Eukaryota; Viridiplantae; Streptophyta; Lycopodiopsida; Selaginellales; Selaginellaceae. Gene Ontology annotation, biological process: protein N-linked glycosylation. The record is from RefSeq and is a predicted model, not a curated record. Gene Ontology annotation, molecular function: alpha-(1->6)-fucosyltransferase activity. The transcript is spliced from 6 exons. Bases 29 to 1594 code for a protein of 521 amino acids.
GCCGUCCGACAUAGGUGAAGUUCAUCCCAUGGAGAAAUCUUUGUGGUGCAAGUUCUUGUGGAUUGUCGCAGUGUUUCUACUGAUUUUUCUUUGGAUCGUCUACCCAAGUGAUAGAUGCGUGCUCAAUUUCUCCACUGGGGCGGUCAACUUUAGCAAAACGCAUCAAGAAAGAGUGAGAGAUCUGGUGAAUAUUUGGAGCGAGACCCUGUAUGGAGUGAUGAACAAGAGCGCCAAUCUAGAUCUCGAUUCACUCUCUUAUGCUCCUCACAUCCAAGAUUGCAAAAGGUCUGGUGAAUUGCAUGCUAAGUUGGAUGGUCGUGGAGAGAAUGGGAAAUGGCCCCCUUGGAGCCUGUCCCAGGGAUCAAACCUUGAUAGCAGCGAGGUGGAGAUUAUAAUGGAUCAAAUGUUCUACAUCAACAAUACAGUUCCCAGUCUCAACAUUCCUUGGAUUCUUGGUGGUGAUGAGGAGAAUCUCCCAUUGACAAGGCUUGUCCAGCAUGAUUUGUGGCUGAAUCAACACCCCAAAGAUUGCAGCAAUGCAAGGUUUCUCAUGGCAGACUGGUUUAGCCAGCAAACACCCACCUCCAUCGGUGUUGGCUCGGAGCUUGUAUUUCUCUCGGCUAUGUUCUCGAUGGCUGUCAUGCAAAAGAGGGUGUUGGUGACCAAGGCAUAUCACGGGGCAAAUCAUUCGGGAUGUUUGGGAUUGGAUCAUGCGAGAUGGUCUUGCUAUUUCGUUCCUGAGGCUUCGAGUGAAUGUAUUGCCCGGGCUUUGGAGCUUUCCUCGCAAAAGGAACCUUGGGAUCAAGGCCUUCUUGUAAAUUUUGAUCAUAAUCACGGGUGGACUGUCCCAAGAUUGUGGGGUGAGCCUUGGAAAAGAAUCGAACCAUCAGUGGAACUCGAUGGGGUUCUUAUGGCAGAUGUCAAUGGUAACAACGAAAGAAGGUGGUGGAGAGCUCAGGUGUUCCGAUAUCUCAUGCGUUUUCGGAGCGAGUAUCUUUGCAAUCUACUAAACGUAGCCCGGAAUGAGGCAUUUGGAGAGGCAGCAGCAAGAUUGAUACUAAAGAAUUACCCACAAGGCAAUUGGAACUCUAACAAUCAUAGCUCUCAUAGUGAGAGUCCCAUGGAAGCAAAUCUUUGGAGCAGCUAUGGACCAUGGAUUCCACGGCCUUUAGUGAGCAUUCACGUGAGACAAGGAGAUAAAAACAUCGAUAUGGAAGUCCAUCCCUUUAAAGACUACAUGAAGCUCGCCAUGAGGCUGCGCAAGAAAUUCCCACACAUAAACCGUGUGUGGCUUUCAACAGAAAUGCAGAAUGUAAUUGAUGAAAGCAAGGAGUAUGAAGGCUGGAAUUUUUUCUUCACUGAUAUAAAGAGACAGGUUGGAGCAACACGCAUGGCCGAGUACAUGGCUUCACUGGGAAAGAGGAAAAAUUUUGAGAAUAGUUAUGUCAAUCUCUUGAUGGCUGCUGACUGUGAUUUCUUUGUGGGAGUUUUGGGGUCAACUUGGAGCUAUGCCAUUGACUGCUUGAGGAUGACCAGCGGAAAAGUCAAGGCUGGCUUCCUCACAGUCAACCCCGUGAAUUACUUGCUGCGAUAACUUUAUUUGUCACUUGAAAGAAGA